GUAAAAACAUGAAACUCACGAGAGUCGCCACAAACAUUUCCCAUGUCUUAAUCCUCUCUCUAACGCUCGUCGUUUUCGCACCAAACACCCCCAAAACGACAGCCCUUGCGCCAGCGAGCUACGCAAACUACAGGGCGUUCGUGAAAACGGCAUGCAAUUCGACAACAUACCCCACGAUGUGUUACAACUCCUUGUCGCCUUACGCGUCCGCCAUUAAAGCCGAUGAGAUCAAGCUCUGCACCACCGCACUCAGCCUCAACGCCAAGGCCGCGAAGGAAGCCUCCUCAGUCGUGUCGAAGCUUCUGAAGAACGCCCAGAUAUCGUGCGGAUCGAUCCGACGGCCGGAAACGCUCAUCCUCAGAGACUGUCUCGAUGAGAUCAGAGACACGGCCGAUGAGCUGAAGCAAGCGGCGGUGGAGUUGAAGACUCUCAGCCGACGCGGCGGAGACGCGGCGGAGCGUGUGAUGAACGCGCGGACGUUUGUGAGCUCGGCGUUGACCGACGAGACGACGUGUACGGACGAGUUUGACGAGAGGAAAGUCAACGCCGACAUGAAGAAGAAGGUCAAGAAGGCGAUGGUGAAUCUCGCGAGGACCACUAGCAUUACCUUGGCACUCUUCACCGGUUUACGUUAUUGAAUAUAUAUACGUAUUUGCAUGCACUUUUUUUACGUUAAGCUUAGCUUUUUUUUAUAUAUAAAAUGGAACG
This is a messenger RNA of Tarenaya hassleriana, 708 nucleotides long. RefSeq names its product 21 kDa protein. The transcript has a single exon. Gene Ontology annotation, molecular function: enzyme inhibitor activity. The record is from RefSeq and is a predicted model, not a curated record. Gene Ontology annotation, biological process: negative regulation of catalytic activity. NCBI's taxonomy places the organism in Eukaryota, Viridiplantae, Streptophyta, Magnoliopsida, Brassicales, Cleomaceae. Bases 9 to 638 code for a protein of 209 amino acids.